Messenger RNA from Rangifer tarandus platyrhynchus (Svalbard reindeer), 315 nucleotides. The record is from the annotation of a GenBank genome assembly. Lineage: Eukaryota; Metazoa; Chordata; Mammalia; Artiodactyla; Cervidae.
AUGGAUAUGGAAAUCUUAACAAUGGAAACUCAGCUACCUUCAAGGGGUGGUCAGCAAAUAAUGGUCCUCAGGCUCCUCUGCCCUGGCAUUGCUGCAGCUGAUGAGUUCUUGCUUUUGGCUCUGCAUUGUCUUUUAAAAUCUAAAUAUAUUUGGAAGUCAUUUACUUUACCAAAAUGUUUCCCAAACUUCAGUCAUUCAUAUGCUAUCUUCACAAUCCUGCUGUAUUCAUAUACUACCUUUUUAAAAUAUUUCUUUUUAAUAUCUAUGCUAAGUCACUCAGUCGUGUCUGACUCUUUGCUGCCCCAUGAACUGUAG